AUAGACGUUUUAUACUUUGUUUUAGGAAUGGAUCGGAACAAAGAGUCCCAAAAAGGAAAACGGAAGCCACAUUCAAACAAUCAAGAAACUUCAACCUCGUCUACGACUCCUAAAUUAUCAAACGACACUGGGGCCAAAAGAAUUACCCCUCAGCAUGGUAUCUCGUAUCAAACGGAAUGCACUGUACUGGUUUCGCUUAGAGCAUAUGAAAUGCAGCAAAAUAACGACUUCAACUUUACAAUCACGCUCGAAGACCCCCAAGGCUGCAAGUUUGAUGAUAUUGUUCUUCGUUGCGCCUCAAAGAAGAUAGCAUUAUACAUGCAGUGUAAACAUAAAAUGCCAAACGAUUCUUCAUCUCACGAGUCCACAAAAACUACAAAAUCAGAAUAUAUUCCAACUGAAGAAAUUAACGCACAAAGCUCUUCAGCUGAAGAAAUUAACGCACAAAACUCUUCAACUUCAGCAUUCAACAAAUCCAACAAGAAAUUAAAAGCCGAACCUUCAAUUGUAGCUAAUGCCUUUCUUUGUCCCAAUGGGCCAUUUUCCAUCCCUAUGUACUUCACAUCUUUUCUUGAAAUGAAACCCAACUUAUUGGAUAAUUAUUAUUUCUUAUGCACCAAUGCUGUAAUCGAUGGUAAGAUAAUAGAACACUUUUCAGAAAUUAAGGUAGAUCCUAGCGAGAAUUCAAUAUUUUCAUGUUAUAAGGAACUUCAUGGAAAGUUUUAUGAAUUGAAAAAACAGCAUCAACUCAUGAACCUUAACGAAAAACUGAAAUACGCUAGCCUUAGUUUUCUUGGAAAAUCAUUAGCUGAAUGUAUUCUACGCAAAGACACGAUUAGCCGUACUAUUCAAAUUUACAACAUGUAUGCCGUUUUAAUUCACAGCAUAAUCGAACGAUCCGAUCAAUCCACAGCAAUAUCUUCGACAUCAGAUAAAAACAUUUACAACUACAAGUUUAAUCAAGCUUUUCUAUUAGCGGGUGACUCCACGGACGUUGGUAAACUUCGCGAAGCCUUCCGUAUGGAAUAUAAAAAGUUACUUGAAAAAGGCAAGGAUACUUGGGAGGAUAUAAAAGAAAAAGGAAUAAAUAUGGAUUGGGAUUCUGAAAUGUCGGCUGUGGAAGAUAUUCCCAAUAUUAUGCCGAGUAAUCAAAGUUCACAUUUCGCAAUGGUUGAGAGAAAAAUUGAAGAGUUUUACUCCAAGUUUAGGUUAAUUUGUACACCGGAUGAAGAAAAGCUUCGCUCUGACGCUAAACGACUUGUUUCCAAAUUAACAGAUACUGAGCCAGAUACUACUUUGACAUUAUACAGGCAGACAAUUUUUGAAGUCUACAAAGAAAAGGAAGUGUUCGAAAUAAAUAGUAACUAUUUGAAAGGGUUUUUUGAGCAAGUGAAACAUAAUUUUGCUUUCACUAAAGUGAAAACGUCAACUAAGGAAUACACUGAGAUAUUAGCGCAAAAGUUUCCUCACGGUCUGAUGAAUCGGGAAUGGUUGAUAAGUUCCAAAUUUUACAAAUUUCUUGACAAUAAUUUAGCCAGUAAAUGUUACUGCUAUCGUAGUACGAUUGAUUUGAAUUUCAGUGCCAUGAUCAUACUGGAAACUCUGAAGUUAUGUAAAACUGAGUGUCUAUUUAUUCAUGAAUCUAGCUUCCACCAAAACAAAGCGUUGGAAGAAAUGAUUGAAAAUGUAUUUAAAUAUAUUCAGGCAGAUUUUGGUUCAACACUCUACAUAAUCGUUAUUUUAGACAAAUUCCAAACUGUUACACAACAAUCAUUUAAUGAGCUACUAGCGAAAAGCCAUCACCAGAGGCUUGUAGUACUAAUGCCACUCACAGAGAAGGAAGAACCGUCAGAACAAUCCUUGCUAGUGCGUCAUCUUGCAAAAGACGCACGAAAUCAGCUAUAUUUGGAAAACAAUCAAUUAUACUUCUUUGGUGCAGCUACUUCAAUCGGUAGCAUGGUACAAGAUUCGGACGAUUUAUCCUUUAUGCUCAAAGUUUUGGACAUUUACUCGGAAACAAAAGCCACCGAUGAGACAAACAUAAAUUUUCACAACUACGAAAAAAUCAAAAACAGCUACAUACAACGUGAUGUUGAAAUUUACUCUCCAUCGAGAACUCCGGACAGUUAUUCCAAUCGAGAGAUAAAAAUAUGUUUCGAUUCUUUAAAAGGUUCUAUCGGUCAUCGAACAUAUAGUUUUGAUGAAAUGAUUAACACAUUUGAUAAGCUUAAUUGCAAACCAAUUAAUAAAUUAAUAAAAAUGGCUCUGUCCAAACCAAAAGAAGAGCAUAACAUUACGGAUCUGCUAGGUAAUGACGGCAGGAAUAAAUGUAAGGUUAUUCUCAACGAAGCUGGUUUUGGAAAGUCAACAUAUUUGACUUGGCUCGCUUGGCGGUUAUCAGCUAUUGAAUCCACGCUAUUUGUCGUUAGGCUAAAUGCGAUCGAAUAUUCUUGCGAAUUUCAUCAACUACAGAAAAGUGAAAACUCGCUUGAUGAUUCCGAAUUGUUAAAAAUACUUUACCGGUUUGUCUCUCUUGCGCUUUGUGAACCGAAUGUGAGCAAACGAUUCCGAACAGAGUUGAAUGAAGAAAACCGAAAGCUGGCAGCAAGUUUAUUGUACUUCUCCAAUGGGCAAGCGAUGCUCAAUGAGCGCAAGACCGAAUGUCUUUCUUUUGGACAACUAUUGGAAUUGCGUCUAUUUUGUACUAAAUUCAAUGAAAAGAAACUAAUAUUACUGUUCGAUGCAUAUGACGAAAUAUUUCCUAAUUACACGGACAUUGUGCUCAGGUGCUUCGCGGGGUUCAGUAAGUUCGAUGGAAUACGUAACAUAUAUUUUUCAAGCCGGCCACACGAAUUCCAAGAUGAUUUCAAAACAGCCAUCACGAAUUGCAAAAUCUUCCAGUUGAAGCCAUUCUCUCAUGUUCAUCAAAUACUUUCAUUACACAAGUACAUUUUGUGCGAAGUGCAUGCAUUUAAAAACAUGGAAAAAAUAUAUCAACUGGUUGUGUUGGGAGUUGUGUAUACUGUUUUAAUCAAUCGUUUAGACGAUUUAGUGAAAACGCCACUCUUACUAAAUUUGGCAAUAGAUGCAUUUUUACCAAUCGUGAAGCAAAAUAUAAAUUUUUCGGAGAAAACUAUAUCCGCCGAUGUUUUUUUAACUGACAAAUUUCAAACCUUCGACAUUGUGAAGUAUUUUGUACAUAGAAAAUUAAAUAUACUAAACACUAAGAAAUCAGGAUCGACAGACACUGCCACUAGCACGGUUCUUGCUGUACGUAAAAAUAAACUAUUCAAUGAAAACGUGGAACACAUACAUGCUAUUAUGGCAAUAUACGUUUUGUUUGACAUAAGCUUUGUCAACAAAGUGAUACAGCAAAGUGUACUGCUGAGUGCCAUAGAAGAUAUAGAGCAUGGAGAAGGAAAGGCUGGAAUCAUUGUCGAAGUUAAAAAUAACAUUCCAAUUUUUGCUCAUAGGACUUUUGCCGAAUAUAUGGCAGCACUAUGGUUAUUCAAAAACAAGGAUAAACUCCAGACUGAGCCGUACUUUAAAUCUCAAAUGUUUUGGACGCGAGGCUUUGAUAGACUACGUUACUUUUUCAAUCAAAUGAUUGUUAGAGAAAAUGGGAACAGUGAAAUUCAUAUUGCCGUUCUGAACAAAUCUCUGCAAGAGGUGAAGACGAUGAUUGAAAAUAAUUCUUCCGUCGUAGCGGUCAAAGAUUAUGGGGGUCGGAUACCUGUGCUCUUAGCUUUGCAACACGAUAACCAUGAAAUCAUGCUCUUUCUACUGAGCCAAAUGAUUUCAAUCAAUCCGAUUGGUUUAAUCGAUGAAAAAGAUAAUCUUUUCCAUUGGAACGCAUUGGACUAUGCUUUUGUCAUAUGGAAUAAAAAUGCAAUCAAAGCUCUUUUAGAGAUCGGAGCCAAUAUCGAUAUACAUACCUUACGUGACCAGCUGUUUUCCAACGAUAACGACAAUCUGUUGAUGCAAGCAUACCAUUAUAUCAAUCAAAUAGCAUCUGCUAAAGAUCGUGAGAAAUUAUCAAAGUGGACAGUGAAAUAUUUAUACAACGUUAGGAAAGUUGAUAUCAAUGUUCAACGCGAGCGUCUGGAGCGUUCAACAAUACUGCACUAUUGUGUGGCGAAGAAUGCGUACGAACUAUUUGAACAGUUUAUUCUACAACUAGACAACCCUGGCGUUUUUUUGAGUAGUAUGGGCAACCAUCUUAUCAAAGCUGCACUCGCCAAAAAAGCAUAUAACAUGGUGUGCUUCCUUAUCGAUAAAUUCGGAUUACAGCCGCCACAAAUAAGGAACAAACUCCAUCUGCUUGAAGCAGUAAAGUCAGCCAUAGAAAUGGACCGUAUUGUAUCACUACAGGCUUUUCUCGAACAGUUAUGCUCUCUUUUUUCCAUCAACUGCGCUAAGCAUACAACGAUUGUUGUUGACCAUUUUGAAAACAAUAUUCGAUCGCUCCACGAAGAUCAAAUGCCAAAGAGUUGCUGUGUACGUAAGCCCAAAGAUAAGUUAUCAUUGCCGGAGUACAAAGUAGGAAAUGUGUUAGAUAAGGUGUUAGAUAAAUAUCUUUUCGAAUCGCUUCUAGCCACCGCAGCGCAUGCAGGAAAUGUUCGCAUAAUGAGUUGCAUCGUUCGAAAAUUACAAAAACCUAUCACUAAUAGAACUAUUGCAACGGUUAUGCGCUUGUUGCCCAAAGGGAAACGAUUGGUUCAUAAUCAAUCGGUCCAUGCCUUUAAAUUUCUAUUGGACCGUACCACCGAUCUAAAUAGUGUUGACGAGCAUGGCCAAAAUUUGUUGCAUAUGAUCAUUCAAAAUGGCUGCUUCUUCAUGGCGCAGUGUUUACUCGACAGUGGGUUCGAUUGCACGCUGGUCAACGAAAGGGACGGGUGCAAUAUUUUCCAUUACAUUGCAGCGAGUGAGUCAAAAUAUAAUAACAGAGCGUUUAAGUUGUACGAGUUAUUUACGUCAGUAGAACUGACCAAUCACUUAAAUAGUGUCGAUAAGAAAGGCAACAAUGUUUGCGAAACGGCAGUACUUAAUAACAAUUUCGACAUUGCAAGAGAAACACUAGAAACAUCGCAAAUCGAUCCAGGAACAUCGAAAAGAGUAGAGUUUGUGCUAAAAACCGUUGAUAGACUGGUGAACCAGCCAGAUAAAUUACAGGCUGUUUUGGAGUUUUUAAAAUAUUUGUUUGAGUUCGGAGAUAUUGCGUGGAUGAAAACAUAUAGCACAAUAAGACAAAGCGUACCAAUCGUAUGA
This is a messenger RNA of Anopheles maculipalpis, 5268 nucleotides long. RefSeq lists its product as uncharacterized. The transcript has a single exon. Gene Ontology annotation, molecular function: protein binding. Bases 28 to 5268 code for a protein of 1746 amino acids. The record is from RefSeq and is a predicted model, not a curated record. NCBI's taxonomy places the organism in Eukaryota, Metazoa, Arthropoda, Insecta, Diptera, Culicidae.